Molecule: messenger RNA, 744 nt
Organism: Malassezia restricta
Lineage: Eukaryota; Fungi; Basidiomycota; Malasseziomycetes; Malasseziales; Malasseziaceae
Product: protein-S-isoprenylcysteine O-methyltransferase
Exons: 1
Coding region: 1-744 (247 amino acids)
Biological process (GO): C-terminal protein methylation
Cellular component (GO): membrane; endoplasmic reticulum
Molecular function (GO): protein C-terminal S-isoprenylcysteine carboxyl O-methyltransferase activity
Source: RefSeq, a predicted model, not a curated record
AUGCCCUGGUUUUUUGCCGCGCACCCUGCGCUGAUUCCGAAGGCGCUAGCGCAUCCCGUCGGCACAAUUGCCGCCACGGCCUUUGCGCUUGGCGCACUCGCGGGGGUGUGUGCGCCGGGCCUGUGGGCGCUCGUAUGCGGCAUGCUCACUUAUACCCCACAGAGACUAGCGCCAUUGCAAGUGUAUCUCUUUGCAUGGUCGUGCUUUCAUGUGCUCGAAUUCGUCGUGACGGCGUACUGGAAUCCUACGCACCUGCAGUCGGACUCGUUUCUCUUGCAAAAUGGAUUUGAGUACGUGGCCGCGCAUGCGAUGGGCGUACUGGAGUACGUGCUCGAAUCGGCCUGGGCACCCACCUGGAAGUAUGUGUGGUGCGUCCAAGCGUUCGGUGCUGUCCUCAUAGUGAGUGGCCAGCUGCUGCGCUCGUUUGCCAUGAUCCAUGCUUCCACCAACUUUAGUCAUGCACUGGCCCAGACGAAGCGAGAGGACCAUGUGCUGGUGACGACGGGCGUCUAUGCGGUAGCGCGGCAUCCGUCGUAUGCCGGCUUUUUUUGGUGGGCCGUCGGCACGCAGAUCAUGCUGGGAAAUCCAGUGUCCUUGAUCCUGUUUACGGUCCUACUGACGCGCUUCUUUGCUCAGCGCAUUCGCGUCGAAGAAGCGACACUGCGUGCCUUUUUUGGUGACGCGUACCGCUCGUAUGCAGCUCGCACGCCGCGCGGCGUGCCUCUUGUAGGUUGGGUCACGUGA